AUGUCUCCGAAAGAGUCAGAGCAGCCGCGACGAAGGCCGCUCAAGUUUCCUCGGUCAAGAAAAGCCAAGGAGACCGAUGCUGCUCCGACCGUUCCCCUGGUUAAAAGUGCAGCAUCGGGCCCACCGACGCGACCUGCUGGAACCUUUGAGCCCCAACCAUCAAAGGACGCACCAAUCCGAACCACGAAGGCCUCCCAGCCAUCGCCUGCUCGCCCAAGGCUAAAGACAACGGCUCAGCGAAAGAAGAGGAGGCAGAUUCAAGUCGAAGAGUCAGAGACCGAAUCUGAGGGCGAUCAACCCAAGAGGUCACGACCGGAGGUGAGGAGGUCUGGUAAGGAACCGAUGGAAGAUACGAACACUGCCGAAGGCGCGAAGAAGGAUACUCUUGUGCUGGACUCGCUGGCCCUGCUUUCCAUGCGAAUGUCCCCGGAGAAGGUUCGACUGGGAGCCGCAAAGGGGGAGGUCGCUCUGAAGGAAGAGAACGCAACGCUCAAGCAAAGCUUGGAAGCCGCUGAAACAGAGAGAAACCUGUCUUAUGAGUCGGCGAACCAAGAGAAGGACCAGGAGCUCAAAACGACCUAUCUGCGGGCUUUGCGAACAGAACAAGAGAGGGAUGCCUCCGAGAAGCAAAGCCAAGCUCUCGAGGCUAAACUUCAGGCAAGUCAGGGAAAAGUUGCUUUCUUGACCGAAGAGAUGCAGAAUCAGGCAGCAGAGGUCGAGGAGAAGGCUGCCGAUUGGGCGAUCAAGUCUAUCUAUGCCUUGCGACCAAAGAAUCCGCAACUUGAUAUGUCCGACUUUCCGGAGGACUGGUAUCUACAUGCAUACUUGAAGCAACCAAAGUUUUUUGGUGCUUCUCCCGCAGUUCUCCUAUCGUCGUUUCCUGGGGAAGUGGAUCUCCGUACCAGAGCUGUCAAUUCGAGGAGGGUUCAUUGA
Molecule: messenger RNA, 933 nt
Organism: Pistacia vera
Lineage: Eukaryota; Viridiplantae; Streptophyta; Magnoliopsida; Sapindales; Anacardiaceae
Product: variable charge X-linked protein 3B-like
Exons: 5
Coding region: 1-933 (310 amino acids)
Source: RefSeq, a predicted model, not a curated record